Messenger RNA from Arachis ipaensis, 1063 nucleotides. Its product is annotated as FBD-associated F-box protein At5g60610-like. NCBI's taxonomy places the organism in Eukaryota, Viridiplantae, Streptophyta, Magnoliopsida, Fabales, Fabaceae. The record is from RefSeq and is a predicted model, not a curated record. Gene Ontology annotation, molecular function: protein binding.
AUUUAUAUAAUCAAAAUCAAACAAACAAACACCCUUGUUUAUCCUUUAAAUCCUAAACCCUACACCUGAGUCUAACCUUUCCAGAGACAAACUUGAGAAAGCAAAACCAUUAACCAUGGACAUGGAUAGGAUCAGUUUGUUACCGAACUCUAUCCUUUGCGACAUUCUCUCAUACCUUCCCACAAAACAAGCUGUAUCCACCAGCAUCCUCUCUCACAGGUGGCGCCAUGUUUGGAAGGAUCUUCAAGUCCUUGGCAUAGAGGAUAUACCCUUUUGGUCUCAUCGAGAAUGGGAAGAAGAUCGAAUUGAUUCAUGUGUGAAUGCUAUUCUAUCUCAGCGCAAUGCAGAUUACCCCAUCCAAAAGUUUCGCCUCACUUCCUAUAAAAAUUCAGAGGAUAUCAUCUUAUCAUGGCUUGAUGAGGAUCUCAUCUUACCAUGGCUCGAUGCCGUCAUUGGUCCCCAUCUCCACGAACUCUAUCUCUGCAUUGAUUUAAGGAGGAAAAUCAAGUUGCCUGAAUCCAUAUUCACUUGUGUAUCACUCAAGUCCCUUGUUUUGAACCGUAAUAUUUAUUUGAAUUGUUAUCCAGAGUUUCCAAAUGUUUAUCUGCCAUCCCUCAAGAACCUAGAGUUGGAUUUCCUCUCUGUGAACCCCAGCAAGCUUUUAUCCGGCUGCCCUGUUCUUGAAAUUCUUAAGCUCGCUCUACAUAACACGACCCGAGAAGGUUUUCAUGUUCAUGAACCUACAAUCCAGAUGCCUCGCACAUUGAAAAGUUUAACCUUUAAAGAUUACAGUAGCUUGAUGGAAAAGAUCGACGUUCGGGAAAUAUACACUCCAUUUCUUGAAUACCUGCAUAUGAGAACAGAGGCCUCGGCGUACUCUGGGCUACAGGUAUCAGUUAUCAAUUUUCCCAACAUGGUGGAGGCACAUCUUGAUAUUUGUCAUGAACGUGUUGAGGAUGGGGCUUGGGUGCCCGAGCUUCUCCAGGCACUCCGCCAAACAAAAUUGUUGGCAUUGAAAUAUGAAACAACACAGGUAACAUGAUUCCUCAAGCAAAAUGAUUGA